AUGAAGGCCUUCUCUUUUGCUUGCGUUGCCAGCCUGGCCACUGUCAUGGUCAUGGCUGCGCCAGACCUCUCAACAAGACAGAAUGAUAUUAAAAAGUGCAAGGACGGCAUUCAAGGUCCCUCGGGGGGCUAUGAUAAGCAGGCUGACUGCAAAGCGGAUUGCUAUUUGAAGGAAAACGCCGACGGCGACGACAAGGGCAAUGCGUGCCUUGGCAUCUGCAUAAACGUGGGCCACCCUGCCCCCAUCUUUACGUGCCGCGGCAAAUGGCCUAGCAGCUAA
Akanthomyces muscarius is the source of this 279-nucleotide messenger RNA. RefSeq lists its product as uncharacterized. The coding region runs from base 1 to 279 and encodes 92 amino acids. The record is from RefSeq and is a predicted model, not a curated record. NCBI's taxonomy places the organism in Eukaryota, Fungi, Ascomycota, Sordariomycetes, Hypocreales, Cordycipitaceae. The transcript is spliced from 3 exons.